Molecule: messenger RNA, 1471 nt
Organism: Pseudovirgaria hyperparasitica
Lineage: Eukaryota; Fungi; Ascomycota; Dothideomycetes; Acrospermales; Acrospermaceae
Exons: 4
Coding region: 32-1072 (346 amino acids)
Source: RefSeq, a predicted model, not a curated record
UUGAUUUAUUGCAGUGAGGUUGAGCACUAGCAUGUAUUCGAUCGACAUUCUAUCAUUAGUUGCGCUUUGGCAGCUACUGUCGUUCGGCUCAGCUCAAGAUGUGACCACCGACCCAGCCUUUUUUGGGUUCUCCUACGGCAGCGACGAGAUUUACACCCCGGCGAUAUGCAACUCAGAUCUAGAAUGGAAAACGUACCGUGACUUCGGUGGAUGUAUGGAUCCCACUAAUGAUCCCUCCACGGCUGUCGUCCUAGACUGCAAUGCUGGUACUAUGACAUUUGCCGGAUCUACCUUGGACUGCACCAGUAGAUUUGAUCCUGCAACUGAGUCCGCAACAUAUGAUGCUUGUGCUUCAUUUUUGGUCAAGGACGACGAAACCGACACGGACCUUCUUACCAGAUACUAUUGUAACACAGUAGCAACUUCGGAGGUCUACACAAUGACUAUCCCUGCGGGUGUUACAUAUGUAGACGAGAGUGGAGAUAUAUUUACCAUUCCCUCAAGCAAUACUCCAUCCUCGUCCCCGUCUCCAGUAUCCACUCUUCCUGGGCCUACCACAACUGCACCCGGACCUGUACCGUGCACUUCAUGCAGGAAAAGGAAUAUGUCCUGGAUCGCAGGUGCCGUCGCAGGCCCAAUCGUUGGCAUCGCACUUAUUGGAGCUGGUGUAUUCUGCUGUCUCCGACGACGCAGAAACCGCGAAAGCAGCGCGGCCAACAAUCUGGCUUACGCUCCGCAGACAAGUCACCAGUCACCCCCAGAGAAGACAGCCGCAAUGGCGUCAUCUUACCCAUCACCAAACUCUACAAAUUCGUACUAUGGGCAGAAUCCAGUAUCGCCCUAUCAGCCAGCAUUCUCAACAUCAUCACCACCUCCUCCUGUCUCGCCUGUAAACACUGGACACCAAUCGCAAAUAUAUCCCUCUAGUCCUGCUCCGCAGUAUGACCCACUACAGAAUUCACAGCAACACCAGGGAGCCUAUGCUCCACCAGAGAAGCCUACAAAUAAUUAUGUGAGCCCACACCAAACAGGCGUGAGUGAGCUUGACGAUGGAAGUACCACUCGCCAGUAGUAUUGAGAAUGUGAAUGGCAGUCCUGAAGUUAUAGAAUGCUCAUUUCAUUUCCACGUGACGAUGCGUACAUUAUGCUAGUUUUCCUUAAGACCAGCGCUUCUAAUGAAUGUCUUCUCUAGUAAGCUAUAUAAGCCGCUUGGAAGGGCUAGUAUUCUGCUAUUCAUACUGAAACGCAAAGAAACAAUGCCCCUCCUCUAUCUGCUACGUUUAUGCUUACUGAGUCUCUCUCCCCCAUCCGAUCUUCUGUCCCCAUGAAGCCCACCAUGUUAAUUCUUGUUAUCCACCUCUACAUGGAUACAUCUUUAAACCCUCCUCUCCACACGCGCAUCACCUAAGAUACUUUGCCCCUCUAAAAUGCCCCGUGCCCUGUCCCCAGCUGAGCUGUAAGCCGAAGGUGU